AUGGAAAUUCAAUCUCUAAAGCUUUAUCGGUGGAUAACUUGGUGGCCAGCUUUCAUCUUUUGCUUCAUUGCUUCAUACCCACAAUUUGAAACUUUGGAAACUCCUGAUAAUCCUUCAAUAACAUUCACUUACAAUCGCUUUGCCGAGAUUGAAAACCAUUGUGGUUUCAUCAUGUCAUCUGCUUCUGAGUUGGUACCUGAUGAUAACAGAGGCGAAAAGAUGAAGAAAGAGCUGUUCUUCUUGAAUGGAGAUUGGGCUCAGGACUCUGGUGGGGCUCCAUUGAUGCCAUUCGACAAUCGUGACCAGCCAAGCAAUUAUUUUGGCUAUGGGGCUCCCAUGAAAUUAGUCUCUUUCUGGGUGAUGGAUGUUGAUCCAGUUCGCCGGGUAAAAAACACGGUUAGUGUCAGUGCAGAGUUGGAGAUUGGCAUAACUAGACGUACCUCAUUCUCCUACAAGCCUUAUGACUGGUCUCCAGGAUUUCAUAUGGAACAAGGGAUGUCAAGGCUGAGCAUUCUCUUUGAAGGGAUAUAUGUAGAGUCCAAGGAUAAUCAAGGACAGCUCUUGAUGUGUUUAUUGGGGAGUUCAACAAUACCUAUAACAAGUCAACAUGUUGAUUCAUGGGAAUAUGACAAUCAACACAGCUAUAACUAUAAGAAGCAGUCUCCCCUUGAACAAGAUGAUCAGAUAAUGCUCAUUCUGCGGUACCCAAAAACCUUUACUUUGACCACUAGAGGUAUUAGUGGAGAGAUGAAAAGUUUGAAGCAAAAGUGGCAGCUCACAUACUUUGAUAGAGUCCACAUAUAUUCUCAGUUGGGGUGCUACUCUAGAUACCAGUUUAGGUCUGAUGAACUUCUGUCAAAAGCCUGCAGUCAAUAUCCUUACCCCGACAAUUUCGUUGAUGAAGAGAUCAAGAUGUUUAAAGGAGAUGAAUAUUGUGAAAAGCUUCGAGAAUUCUUGUGGAGUGAAAUUUUUAGAUUUGUGUCCAAUUGGAAACACAUCGGCACAAACAAUGAUCACAGUAAGCUUGGCCCUUUUGCUCUUGGUUGGAAGAUUGAGGCCACAGAUGGCUACCUAGACAAUUUCAGGCUAAUGGUUCAGAACUUGCAGUGUGAGCCUGGAAAUAAUCAGAGUGAGAUUAAAACUGCACGGGUAUCAGCUGUAUUUCGUGUAAUCAGGUCAUCAGAAUAUAGGCAAAGAGAAGAGGAGAGAACAGGUCUCUCCAGCACCACACUUUCUGCCGAGGGAGUAUGGCAUUCUUCUCAUGGGCAGCUCUGCAUGGUUGGUUGUCUUGGUCUUGUUGGUGCUCUUCAGACAGAUGCAAAUCUCGAAUUUGCCUAUAUUUCCCUCUGA
Molecule: messenger RNA, 1350 nt
Organism: Ilex paraguariensis (yerba mate)
Lineage: Eukaryota; Viridiplantae; Streptophyta; Magnoliopsida; Aquifoliales; Aquifoliaceae
Source: the annotation of a GenBank genome assembly